This is a messenger RNA of Symbiodinium natans, 6222 nucleotides long. The record is from the annotation of a GenBank genome assembly. Lineage: Eukaryota; Dinophyceae; Suessiales; Symbiodiniaceae.
AUGUGUCUGAGCUACAACUUCAGUAUAGGAGCUUUGUUUCUUGAGGAGUACAACCUCCGAUGUCAGCAGUUUGCAAACGGACAAGGCGCGUGCGAUGAUUUGUGGACGGGCUACUUCUACGAUUCGCUGUGGCAUUUGGCCGGCGUGCUUCAUGCCUAUCUGAUCGACCAGAACAACUCGUUGGCAUCCUUUGGGACGGUUGAGUCUCAGCAGGCCUUGUUCAACCUGUCCGUGCACAUGGACUACAUGGGCUUGACAGGUCGGGUGCGCCAAUUCAACAGCAUCGAGCCGACGACCGUCCCACCCUCGUACGGCGAUCGCGAUGGUGUUCAGCUCAUCCGUCAAUUUCAAGGGGGGAUCGGGAGCGAGUUCGUGGAGUUGGGUCUGCGGACCAGUGAUGGGAUUACAUGGUUUACGGAUGUGAUCUGGAGCCCCAGCGACAGCAGCAAGAGGGUGCCGUGCAGCACAGGGCAGUGCAACUUGAACGACGCAUGGGUACCUGCAGACCGCAUAAGCCAAUGCUUUGCAGGAACGGUUUUCUCGGUGCAGCUUGGCUGCGUUGCUUGUGCACCUGGCCGUUUUGCCGUGGCAGGCAUGGUGGAGUGCCAGCCGUGUGAUGUGGGCUCCUACGCCAAUGACAGCAGCAUGGCAAGCUGCCGCCCAUGCAGCGCCGGAAGCUACAGCAAUGUCCUCGGCGCUGAUAGCUGCGACUCGUGCACGCCAGGAUUCUACGCAAACGACACUUCCUCCACAGCUUGUGACACGUGCCCCCUGGGGCGAUAUGGGCCACAGAAAGGCCUGGCAGAAUGUGAGGAAUGUCCACCAGGGCGCACCACUGGGUUUUCUGCCGCCAUCACUGAGGACGCAUGCCAGUGCCAGGGGCAUUUGUAUCAGGGGCAAUGCAUAGUGUGCCCUGGCAACACUCGCUAUGAAGAGGGCCAGUGCAUGGCAUGUGGAGAGGGGCUGAUAUGCAAUGGCAGUCGCACCGCCGACAUCGUGAGCGGAUAUUUCAGUGAGGCGACUGCCCCUUUCAGUGUGUACAAGUGUCUUCCCGGUGAGUUUUGUCCAGGUGGUUUGCCUGGCACCUGCGCGGAUGAACUCAUAGGAGUUCCGUGCACUCAUUGCCCGGAUGGCAAGUCCUGGGACACCGACGGCUGCUCAGAGUGCACGGCAUUCAGCAUGGCGGGAUGGGUGCUUGCUGCCCUCUUCGGUAUGGGGUCCGUCCCCACGCUCUACUACAUGAUGAACAUGAGGCAGACGGCCAAAGCGACCACGAUGCUGGCAACCUCCUGUGCACUGGCUAUGACCAUCAGCAUGGUGCAGAAUGUUGGAAUCGUGGGCUACAUAUCGUUCUCGUGGCCGUCUGAGCUUCAGUGGAUGUUCGAUCUCAUGAGCGUCUUCACUCUUGACUUGCAGGCCAUUGGGUUCGACUGCGUCUCGAGCUCACCGGUGUCCGGCUACAUGAUCACUUCCGCCAUGCUCCCGUGCGCUCUCGUGUGGCUGCUCAUCUGCAAUUUCCUGAGCAAGCUUUUACCAACCCGAUGGCGAUUCGAGAGCGGCAAGCUCAUCUCGACCAUGGGCCAGUUCAUCCAGGUCACCUUCACCAUCUACAGCAAGGUCGCGCUGUCGCCCAUGAUGUGCUACACCCACCCGAACGGCAAGAGCGGCAUGCUCGAGCACAAUGGCAUCUUCUGCUUCGAGAGUGAAGAGCACACACCCAUGUUCCUGGUCGGAGUCCUCCUCCUCAUCGGGAUGAUCUGCUUCUACAGCUUAGCGAUUUGGGCCACCUUUGUGGCGCCGAAGAAAGCAGCUGCUGGCAACGCCUGGUUUCUCGCCGCCACGCGGUUUUUGCUUUUCCGCUUCCGCACGGACAUCUGGUGGUUUGGAACGUUCAUGCUGCCUCGUGGCCUGUUGUUGUCGCUGUCCAUCGUUGCUGCUGGCGACAGUCCCUAUGUGCAGAUGCUCCUCAUCGUGUCCGUCAUGCUGGGAUACAUGGUGGUGCAGCUCAUAUCGUGGCCGUGGAAGCUCCCUGCCCUAAACGGCUUCGAUGCCGUGAUCAGCAUCGCCCUGAUCUUGAUGAUGGCUAUUUUGGGAGCCUUCGCCCCUGUCUUGAGUACUGACGUACAGCAGAGGCUUACGAGCGCGGUCAUCGGCAUCAUCUUCUUCCUCAACGUCAUGGUGUUUGGAAUGCUCUGCGUCACCGCCUCUGCGCUGAUUCGUCUGAACGUCAUGGGCGGCUCGCAGGAGAGCGUGAUACUGGCGCUUGGCAAGAUUCCACAGCCAGAAGUGCUGAGUCAGAAGUUCCUCAUUCUCUCCACGAAGGUCCAGGAGUUGGGAGACGAGAGCUUUGCAAAGCUGCUCGAGAAUCUUUCCAUCUACGACCUGCGCAUGAUGGCACAGAUCAUCACAGCGGUGGCAUCCGAGGUUGGUGAGGCGGGCUUACUUCUGUCGAGGCGUUCGCAGAUGUUGUCUACCUCCUCGGUAUCGAAGGUGCAGGAGAAGUUGGAGGCGAUAGCGACGAAGAAGGAGGCGGAACUGUCAGUGUCGGAACUGGAACAGGAGAAGCUGCCAGACCCCGAAGCAGAAGCUGAGCCUGAGCCAGGAUGGCAACCGCCGGAUUCCCUGAAUCAGAAGACAGCACACGCAUGGACGACCCAAGUGCAAUCAGGCAUCCAGGCUAAGACCUGUUCUGGUCAUAAGAGCAUUGCACAAACAGCAUCUAUCAACCUGCAACUGCCCUUUCCUGUGAUUCUAUCGCAGCAUAGCACGCUGAGUUGUCGGCGUUCGCAGAGCGAUGGGAAGCAGUGCCAUGGCGUCUGCAAGACAGCGCGAAGAGCACAGGGUUUUGUCCCAAACGUGGUUUUCCCUGUGCCCCCAGAUGCGCUUGCAAUGGCUUGGGCUCUUGGCCCUGGUGCGCUCCGUUUCAGCCAAGUGUCCGGAGGAUACUACAAUGGUGGCCAAUGCACGGUGGACGUCAACCCCAGCGCUGGCAGAGCAGCGGCACAAGACAUCAACAUCGCGGUCAUUAGCCCUUACACCGGCGUGAUCGGGGACAUGAUGACCAUGGCCGAGCCACUCCUGGCGCUCGCUGCACAGGAGAUCGAGGACAGCAACUACCUCCCCGGAUACCGCGUCAACCUUCACCUCACCGACUCUGGCUGUGAUGAGGCAAAGGGAACGGAGGCCACCAUCGAGGCGUUCACCGUGGGGCCGCGCAAGCAUGCGAUCCUGGGGGACUCGUGCAGUCAGGCUUGUGCCGCGGUCAGCGAUGCCGCGCGCAUCUUCAAGGUUCUCAUGGUCUCGCCCGGAUGUGAUUCACCAAGCCUCAGCGACCGGGCGCGCUACCCGUACUUCACUCGGAUGACUCCCUCCGACCGCUUCAAGGUCACGGCCAUCUAUGAGGUGUUCAAGAUGUUCUCUUGGAAGCGCGUGGGCGUCAUGGACGGGCCUUUCUAUACCGCCGGUGCGAAGGCAUUCUUCCUCGAGCUCAUCCAACGGGACUUGGAUGCAGGAGCCUACGAUUGGACGGUCUUGCUCGACCGAACGGUCAACACCCUUGCGGACGCUCAAAGUGCAGCGGAUGAGGUUAAGCUACGUGACUCACGAAUUAACAUGAUGGUCCUCCCAGAGUACAUCGGCAUGUGGGUCCUGUGCCAGUUCUAUUUGCGCGACAUGCUCCCACCGGACUACGUGUGGUUCAUCGCGGCAUUUGGCAACUGGGUCAACAAUCUCACGACCAUCAUGGCUGGUUUGAUGAUCAGCGGUCGAUCGCCGAUCCAGAGCACGAACGAGAUCCACGGGCUGUCUGGCACUAGGUUGGCUGAUAUCUCCAACUACUACAACACUCAGUGCCAGGCAUUUGCCAAUGGACGUGGCGCUUGUGAUUAUGUGUGGACCGGCUACUUUUACGAUGGGCUUUGGCACUUGACCUCCCUCCUGCAUACCUACUUGAUCGACCAGAACCAUUCACUCUCCGAGCUCGGAACAGCAGCUUCCCGGACGGCCUUGUAUGAGAUGUCCUUGGGGAAAGACUACUUGGGCUUGACAGGGCGUGUCCGGCAGUUCAACAGUAUCGAGCCGACCACCAUCCCGCCUUCCUUUGGCGAUCGUGAUGGGGUGCAGCUCAUCCGCCAGAUCACUGGCGGACCCGGCAAUGAGUUCACCGACCUGGCGCAGCGGUCCAGCGCUGGCAUCCUGUGGCUCGCGGAUGUGGUUUGGAGCCCCUACGACAGCAAGUCCGUUCCUUGUAGUGACGGCACUUGUGCUUUGGGAGCUGCAUGGGUGCCGUCGGACCGGAUUGCCCAGUGUCCCGAAGGGACCGUCUUCUCUGUGCAGCUUGGCUGCAUUGCCUGUGAGAAGGGCAAGUAUGCAGAAGCUGGGAUGCUCGAAUGCCAGCCAUGCAACGUCGGCACCUUCACCAACGUGUCGGGCCUGGCAGCUUGCUAUCCUUGUGCCCCGGGGACCUACAACAACGUGCUUGGAGCAGACGGCUGUGAGCAGUGCAGCCAGGGGUUUUUCGCGAACGAGACGGAGUCAACGUCCUGCACGAAAUGCCCGAUCGGCCGCUACGCAUCCCAAAAGGGCCUUGGCGUGUGUGAGGCAUGUCCUUCGGGGCGCACGACCGCAGUCUCAGGCGCCAUUGACAUCGAGGCAGGCUUGACUUGUGACGGAGGGCGGACGGCGGUGGUGCAGCCCGGCUACUUCACACCUCCGAGUGCCCCCUUCGAUGUCUACAAGUGCCUUCCCGUGGAGUUCUGCCCCGGGGGCUUGCCAGGAGUGGGUGUGCCUUGCACGCAAUGCCCAGAUGGCCAGGCAUGGGACUCAAAUGCCUGUGGGGAAUGCACGUCCAUGAGCAUUCUCGGUUGGGUGGCAGGGGGCCUGAUGGGUGUCAUUGCGGUUCCAACGCUUUACUAUAUGAUGAACAUGAAGCAGACGGCCAAAGCCACUACCAUGUUGGCUACGUCCUGUGCGCUUGCAAUGACCAUCAGCAUGCUUCAGAACGUCGGCAUCGUCGGCUACAUCUCCUUCUCAUGGCCCUCGCAGCUGCAGUGGAUGUUUGAUUUGAUGAGCGUUUUCACCUUGGACUUGCAGGCGGUGGGUUUCGACUGCGUUUCCAGCUCACCCGUGGCAGGCUACCACAUGACGGCCGUGAUGCUGCCUUGCGCUUCUAGGCAGGCCUUGGUGUGGCUGAUCAUCUGCAGCUUCCUCAGCAAGCUCUUCCCGGCAAGGUGGCACUUCGACAAUGCGAAGCUGGUGAGCACCCUUGGCCAGUUCAUGCAGGUCUGCUUCACCAUCUACAGCAAGAUUGCGCUGUCCCCGGUUAUGUGCUACUCACAUCCGAAUGGCAAAAGCGGGAUGCUGGAGCACAACGGCAUUUUCUGCUUCGAGAGCGCCGAGCACACGCCCAUGUUCAUCGCUGGCAUGCUUGUCCUUUGCGGCAUGAUCAGCUUCUAUGCCCUGGCCAUUUUCGCCACAGUCAUCGCACCGAAACGGGCCUCCGCGGGCGAUGCAUGGUUCCUUGCCGCGACUCGCUUUCUGCUCUUCCGCUUCCGGAGUGACAACUGGUGGUAUGGAACCUUCAUGAUGCCUCGCGGCUUGCUGCUGUCGCUUGCCAUUGUGGCCGCGGGCGACAGCCCCUACGUGCAGAUGCUGAUCAUCGUGACCGUCAUGCUGAUUUACAUGGUGGUGCAGCUGACGACCUGGCCGUGGAAGCUGCCAGCCCUCAACGCCUUUGAUGCGACCAUCAGUUUCUGCCUCAUCCUGAUGAUGGCCAUCCUGGGAGCCUUCGCACCCGACCUGGGCAAGGACACCAUGCAACAGCUCACGAGCUGCGUGAUUGGCAUCAUUCUCUUCCUGAAUGGUGUGGUCUUCCUCAUGCUUUGCGUGACGCUGUCUGCGCUGAUUCGAUUGAAUGUCAUGGGCGGAGCUCAAGAGAGCGUGCUUCUGGCGCUGGGAGCGAUUCCACAGCCGAAGCUUCUCAGCGAGAAGCUCAUUCUUCUUUCGAGGCGAAUCCAGGAAUUGGGCGAGACCGACCUCGCACAAGUGCUGCAGAACCUUUCUAUCUACGACUUGCGCAUGACGGCUCAGAUCGUGACAGCUGUCGGAUCCGAGGUGGGUGAAGCCUCGUUGGUGCUGACGCGGCGAUCGCAGCUGAUGUCCACGUCGUCCGUCGUUUCGGUCACCCAGCUAAAGCAGCUCCAGGACUGCGGGUUUAGGGUUUAG